GUUAAUUCAAGUUUAUACUCUACUAAUCUUUCUCUCUCUCUCUCUCUUAUCUCCUUUCAAACACAUUGCUUUACCUCUCACACAUAUAAGUUAUAAAAUAAUAACACAUUACAUUACAUUAUUACAUAUAAGUCCUAGUCUUCUCUCUCUCUCUCUCUCUCUCUCUCUCUGAAGCUUUUUUUGUCAGUUUCUCGGAGUGGAAAAAUCCAAUGGCGAAAGAGCUUCUGCAACUUCCUGUGCCGGAGCUUCUUCUUCUUCCUCUUCUUCUCCUCCUCCUUCUUCUGCAGCGCUGUCGUUUUGCAGCUCUUUCGCUGAUGUCCGUGUCUCUCACAGUCACAUUGUGAUCUCUUCGAUCCAGUUUACUUGUCCUUGUUCAGAGAAAGGGAAUACCAAGUUUAUCUGAUGGAGCAAUACGACGUAUUAGAGCAAAUUGGGAAAGGGGCUUUUGGUUCUGCUCUUCUUGUGAGGCAUAAGCAUGAAAAGAAAAAGUACGUAUUGAAAAAGAUUCGCCUUGCUCGUCAGACUGAUAGGUCUCGCCGAUCUGCACACCAGGAGAUGGAGCUCAUUUCCAAAUUACGUAACCCAUUUAUUGUGGAGUACAAAGAUUCUUGGGUAGAGAAGGGUUGCUACGUAUGCAUUAUUAUAGGUUAUUGUGAAGGAGGAGACAUGGCAGAAGCUAUUAAGAAGGCCAAUGGCAUUCUUUUCCCUGAAGAGAAGCUCUGUAAGUGGCUUGUUCAACUCCUAAUGGCCGUUGAUUACUUGCACAUGAGUCAUAUUCUUCAUCGUGAUGUUAAGUGUUCAAAUAUAUUCUUGACAAAAGAUCAAGAUAUACGUCUAGGUGAUUUUGGACUUGCUAAAAUGUUGACCUCGGAUGAUCUUGCUCUGUCUGUUGUGGGCACACCCAGCUAUAUGUGCCCUGAGCUUCUUGCUGAUAUACCUUAUGGUUCAAAGUCAGAUAUUUGGUCUUUGGGAUGCUGUAUAUAUGAAAUGGCGUCUCUAAAACCUGCAUUUAAAGCAUUUGACAUACAAGCACUGAUUAACAAAAUUAACAAGUCCAUAGUGGCACCCCUUCCAACAAAGUACUCGAGUCAAUUUCGGGGUCUUGUUAAAAGCAUGCUGCGGAAAAAUCCAGAACUUAGGCCAAGUGCUGCAGAGCUGCUUGCCCAUCCAUACCUUCAGCCUUACGUUCUUCAGGUUCAUCUCAAACUCAAUGGCCCCAGACGUAGUUCUUUGACAGUCCAGAGGCCUCAAUCCAAUUACACGCGAAGAACAAGAUUUUCGGAGCCCGAAGUUCUCUCAUCCAAUUAUCGGGAGAAGCGACAUUCAUUCAGCAAUGACAGGACUUUGAAUCCAAGUAUAUCUGGAGGUGAGCAAGAUUCUCUUUGCUCUACCCAAGAAAUACAUGACAUUCAAAACAAUCUGAAUCAAAGGUUCACAGAAGUGUCCGUUGGAGACUCUCACAAAGAGCCAGCCACUUUUAGACGGCCAGUCACUUCCAAAACUCCAAAUAUAGCUAAGACUUCAAGGCUUACUUCAUCAAAAGCCUCUGCUACUCCUAAACGAUGGAGUGAGCCCCUAAAGAAACUUGCAUCGGUGCCUGGUUCACGGACUCCAAAGAAUUCUGUCUCAACAACUCGCAGAGCGUCAUUGCCAUUGCAAACAGGAAGCACUGCAACUCAACAAUCCCUAUACAGGCCUAAUGUUGGCAUCCUUCAAUAUAUACAAUCUCCUGACGUUUCUGUCAAUUCCCCUCGAAUCGAUAGGAUAGCCGAGUUUCCAUUGGCCUCGUAUGAAUACGGUGACCAUUCAAUCACCAAAGACAAAUGCACAAUUCAGAUCUCUGACAGAGCUUCCGAGAAGCCCAGAUUUUCGGAUGCAUGGCAGGGAAUUCAACGCAGCGUCUUUAAGGUAGGCAGGGAAUAUGGAAGUGAUGAAGGCUCUGAUCAAAAUGCAACUGCUGGGGCAUCAAGCCACACCUCAUCGGACUUGCGGCGGCGCCGGUUUGAUACCUCGUCGUACCAGCAAAGAGCUGAAGCUUUGGAGGGGUUGCUUGAAUUUAGCGCUAGAUUACUCCAACACGAAAGAUAUGAUGAGUUGGGGGUUUUGUUGAAGCCUUUCGGACCCGGAAAAGUCUCUCCUAGAGAAACUGCUAUUUGGUUGACCAAAAGCAUCAAGGAAAAUACAGUCAAGCAAGAGGAUUGACACCACUCUACUUGCUGCCACUUGUACCAUAAUUGUAAUUGCCACGAUUUAGGAUUCUAAAUUCCUAGUUACAAGUUUACUGAGUUCGGAACCAGACACUAUUAAUCACAGAUUAAGAUUCUCUGGUUUAUCAAAUGGGACAAGUUGAUAGAGAUUUCUAGAUAUUGUAUCUAACCGUCUAACUUCUGCAGUUUUG
This is a messenger RNA of Morus notabilis, 2398 nucleotides long. Its product is annotated as serine/threonine-protein kinase Nek1. Bases 403 to 2202 code for a protein of 599 amino acids. Gene Ontology annotation, biological process: protein phosphorylation. The record is from RefSeq and is a predicted model, not a curated record. The transcript has 15 exons. NCBI's taxonomy places the organism in Eukaryota, Viridiplantae, Streptophyta, Magnoliopsida, Rosales, Moraceae. Gene Ontology annotation, molecular function: ATP binding; protein kinase activity.